Oncorhynchus gorbuscha (pink salmon) is the source of this 3384-nucleotide messenger RNA. RefSeq names its product leucine-rich repeat and fibronectin type-III domain-containing protein 5-like. Lineage: Eukaryota; Metazoa; Chordata; Actinopteri; Salmoniformes; Salmonidae. The coding region runs from base 909 to 3281 and encodes 790 amino acids. The record is from RefSeq and is a predicted model, not a curated record. The transcript is spliced from 3 exons. Gene Ontology annotation, molecular function: protein binding.
CAUCACAUGUCCCAGUAACUGCUGCUAAAGCUCUUAGUUUGUUAAAUCUUCUCGACUGGUAGAACUAAGUAAUUGGGGGGAGGGAAGCACAACGAUGGCAAUAAGGGGAGAACCGCUCAUUUGUGCAGUGUAAUGUGCGUCCCUUCUUUUUGGUCGAGAUUUCAAAUCGAAACUCCAUUGAGCAGCAUAUAUUUGGAUAAUAAAGCGCUGUUGCGGGGCUGAAUAGCUGAGAAUACACUGAAGAAGGACUGAAGGAGCAAGCAUUUUGAUAACUUGGAUGGAGGGCAAGCAGCACUCAGUCACUGUGGAUUAACUCGGUGUAGAGGCACAGCGGGGGAAGUGCGUUUAAGGUGCAGAGGAGCAAAGGUCUCCCUGCUGAGAGUUGAUCCGAGUUCCCCAUAGCAGCCACUUUUUCGCACUCGGCUGCAGAGACGUGCGAUCGGCUAUAUAGAGCAAGCCGGUGUUACUGCGGAGGAAAGCCUCUACUGUUGUGAGGUGUGUCGACGAGCGGCAGGAGAAUGGCAAGGGCUUUAGCGAGUCUGAGGGAAAACCAAACGCCCGUUUUUCAGCAAAGGAUUCUGUCGAACCGCGUUGGAAUUUGACUCUUUCUGUGUUGGUUUAUUUGGAUCUGUAUUUAAAACUCGGAAGAAAAGCACAAGUGGAUUGGAUUCUGAGGGGUACAAACCAAUGGCAUAUUACUCGGGCACUCUGAAUAGAUGGGCUGUGCGGAAUUGUGCGCUAUGAAAUCCAACGCACCUUGUAUCGAUAUAAUUUAGCCAAAAUCCAAUGGAGCAAAACAAAAAGGAACAUGGGAAAAUAUGAAAUGUGAGAAAAUUCGAUUCCCCUGACCCUCGGUGCUCAGAUCAGGACUGGCGUUCCUUCUUCAAGGUGUUUGAACCUGACUUACAAUGGAAAAACUGCUGGUCUGUCUGUUGGUUAUCGGAAUAGCAGUGAAGGCCCAGAUCUGUCCGAAGCGCUGUGUCUGUCAAAUACUAUCUCCCAACCUCGCAACCCUCUGUGCCAAAAAAGGGCUCCUCUUUGCCCCCCCGAACAUUGACAGGCACACUGUGGAGCUGCGGCUGGCCGACAACUUCAUCACCUGCAUCAAAAGGAAAGACUUUGCCAACAUGACCAGGCUGCAGGACCUUACCCUGUCCAGGAAUACCAUUAGCUUCAUCACGCCGCAUGCAUUCGCUGACCUGGAGAACCUCCGCGCCUUGCACCUGAACAGCAACCGUCUAACCCGGAUAGCCAAUGACACCUUCAGCGGCAUGUCCAAACUGCACCACCUCAUCCUCAACAACAACCAGCUGACGUUGAUCCACCUGGGGGCCUUCAAUGACCUGCUGGCCCUGGAGGAGCUGGACCUGUCCUACAACAACCUGGAGUCCAUCCCCUGGGAAGCUAUCCAGAGGAUGACCAGCCUUGCCACCCUCAGCCUUGACCACAACAUGAUCGACUACAUUCCUGAGGGGACCUUCUCUCUUCUCCAAAAGCUCAACCGCUUGGACGUGACCUCUAAUAAGUUACAGAAACUCCCUCCUGAUCCUCUGUUCCAGCGGGCCCAGGUUUUGGCCACAUCUGGGAUCAUGAACUCUCCCUCGUUCGCGCUGAGCUUUGGUGGGAACCCACUGCACUGCAACUGUGAGCUGCUGUGGUUGAGGCGCCUGAGCCGAGAGGAUGAUCUGGAGACAUGCGCCUCACCGCAGCAUCUCUCCGGACGCUACUUCUGGUCUAUACCUGAGGAGGAGUUCCUGUGUGAACCUCCUCUCAUCACCCGGCACUCCCAUGAGAUGCGGGUGCUGGAAGGCCAGAGGGUGGUCUUGAGGUGCAAGGCCCGGGGGGACCCUGAGCCUGCCAUACACUGGAUCUCCCCAGAGGGGAAGCUGGUGGCAAACUCCUCCCGAACGCUUGUGUACACCAACGGCACCCUGGAUAUUCUGAUCAGCACAGUGAAGGACACAGGAUCCUUCACCUGCAUCUCGUCCAACCCUGCAGGUGAGGCACAUCAGACUGUGGAGCUGCUGAUUAUCAAACUCCCACACAUCUCCAACAGCACCAACAACAUCCAGGAGCCUGACCCUGGCUCCUCUGACAUCUCCACAUCCACCAGGGCUGGGGCCAACGGCAGCAACCACACUGGAGACACCAAAACUAGCACAGAUAAACGGGUGGUCAUCGCCGAGGCCACGUCCUCCACUGCGCUGAUCAAGUUCAACUUCCAGAGGAAUAUACCUGGGAUCCGGAUGUUCCAGAUUCAGUACAAUGGCAGUUAUGACGACUCUCUCGUUUACAGAAUGAUUCCCCCCACAAGCCAAAACUUCCUAGUCAACAACCUGGCUGCUGGGACGUCGUACGACCUGUGUGUUCUGGCCAUCUACGACGACGGUAUCACCUCACUCACCGCCACCCGCGUGGUGGGCUGUGUCCAGUUCACCACCGAGUCUGAGUACCUGCGUUGUCACUUCAUGCAGUCCCAGUUCCUGGGAGGCACCAUGAUCAUCAUCAUCGGUGGCAUCAUAGUGGCCUCUGUCCUCGUCUUCAUCAUCAUCCUCAUGAUUCGCUACAAGGUCUGCAACACCACUAACUCGGGCAAAGGCACCCUUGUCACCAACGUCCACUCACAGACCAACGGGGCGCAGUCUCAGGGGUGCACUGUCACACCCUCUGUGUCCAAGCAGGCCAUGGGAGGGUCAGGCGGAGGGGGUGGAGGAUGUCUAAAGGCUGUUGGCCACGCAUCAGACACGCUAACGCACUCGUCCGAGACCUCUCUCCCAGACUGCUCUACUGCUACGUCCCAGGUGACCCAAAGCUGGAACACACCUGGAUCCUCAGGGUCUCUGAAGCCAAAGCGCAAGCCUGCACCAAAGCCCUACGCUGCUGCUGCCACCCCUGAGCCCAAUAUAGAGGCCCUCCCCAACGCUGAGACCCAGAAUACCAACCGCAACAACUCCACGGCCCUGGAGCAGCCGUGCGCCCCAGUAUUCCACUCCACCCUACCCUUUUCGAGUGUCAAGGACACCCCCAUAUUGAGACGUGCACACCCCAGACCCUCUUCCAAGUACCUGACCUUACCGGUGGAAGGGGUGAGGGCCAAACGUAGGUACUCUCUAAACGAGGACUCGUCCAAGCACCACUGCUAUGUUGGGACAACACAAUUUGGGAAUAUGUGGUCUAAGCGGAGUAUGUCCAUGAACGGGAUUGUACUUCAACAGGAAGAUAUAGACAGUGUGAAGGCGACCUUUUCCAGUUCAGAGUGGAUUCUAGAAAGCACUGUGUGACGUGUGUGACGUGUGUGUGUGUGUGUGUGUGUGUGUGUGUGUGUGUGUGUGUGUGUGUGUGUGUGUGUGUGUGUGUGUGUGUGUGUGUGUGUGUGUGUGUGUG